UUUAGUCCUUUAUGACUACAUGUAUUCUCGUUUAACUGCAACACUAAUUUUGCUGCAGAAAGUAAACAGACUCCCCCGGAAGUUCGCUGUGGUCGCGCCACGUCAGAGCUGCUCGAGGUUUAUCCUUAACACGAGUCUGCAGUUGUUUCUCCUUUAUUUAUUUUUUAUUUCUCUCCUGCACCAUGCUCUGCCUGGGAUUCAGUGUCUUGCUACUGCAUAUGUAUAUGGUCUUUGGGACAGAGAUCACAUUUGAACUACCUGACAACGAUAAGCAAUGUUUCUACGAGGAACUAGAAAAAGACGUGAAAUUUGAAGUAGACUUCCAAGUCAUUUCCGGUGGCAAUUAUGAUGUGGACUGCUUUGUCACCGAUCCAUACAACAAUGUGUUGUAUAAUGAGAGAAAGAAGCAGUACGACAGCUUCUCUCACACCACAGCCAUGCAGGGAGUCUACAAGGUCUGCUUCAGCAACGAGUUCUCCACCUUCACUCACAAGAUCGUGUACUUGGACUUCCGACACGGAGGAGAGGAACCUCUUCUUGAGAGCAUGAGCAGAAGCACGGCACUAACCCAGUUGGAGUCGUCCUGCGUUGCCAUUCAUGAGGUGUUGAAGGUGGUGGCGGACUCACAAACGUGGUACAGACUAAGAGAAGCGCAGGAUCGUACCAAAGCAGAGCACCUCCUCCAGCGCGUGACCUUCUGGUCCCUCGGCCAGACGGUUCUGCUGUUCGUGAUCGGCAUCGGUCAAGUCAUGAUGCUCAGGAGCUUCUUCACCGACAAGAAAGGCUCUGUGGCGGCGGCCACUUAGAACUCAGUCCUGUUCUGUCCAAAGGUGGAAGUUUGCUCCAUUAUUGUGCUUUAGGACAUAAGCAUAUACUGUUUUUUUGUUUGUUUUGUUAUAAACAAGCCCUUGUUGGAUAGACAAAUCAAGGAGUUUGUGUCCCUGAUCGCUUGCUCAAUGUCCAAUAAUCAUUGAUCUGUUUUGUAAUGAGCCGAACUGAAAAGAAACGCAACGCAUGUUGAAAAUAAAUUGCAAUCUCUCAAAAUGUCAUAGUUUAUUUAUGAUAAUUUAUUCGAAGAUAGAAAAAGGACCAUUGUUGGUUGAAAUCUCCCCCUCGGUUACAGUAAACAUCGUGGCACAUAGAAACCAAAGAGGUUUUGUCUCUGAAUGUUACUUUAAUUUGUUUUUUUUUUAAGUGUCCCUUGUGUUUGUUGUUAUAUUAAUUUCUGUGCAAAAGCAUUACAAGCGCUGACGAUUCUAUUUUAUAUCUUUGUCUUUUUGCAAAAAGUUGUGUUUUCAGAGUUAUCUGUUUGUAAUCUAUACAACCGUAAAUAAAACAUGAUGGAAAUUCCUUAAUUUUGAAAUGAGUACAAAUGUGAAAAUUGAUUUGUUGUAUGAUUUUAUUUAUUUAUUUAGCUUUUGAGAAUUUACUUUAUGGCUGUAAAAUCUAUCCACUUAGAAAAUU
Molecule: messenger RNA, 1464 nt
Organism: Cololabis saira (Pacific saury)
Lineage: Eukaryota; Metazoa; Chordata; Actinopteri; Beloniformes; Belonidae
Gene: tmed3
Product: transmembrane p24 trafficking protein 3
Exons: 3
Coding region: 183-806 (207 amino acids)
Biological process (GO): intracellular protein transport; endoplasmic reticulum to Golgi vesicle-mediated transport; Golgi organization
Cellular component (GO): endoplasmic reticulum-Golgi intermediate compartment; Golgi apparatus; endoplasmic reticulum
Source: RefSeq, a predicted model, not a curated record